Messenger RNA from Linum trigynum, 4882 nucleotides. NCBI's taxonomy places the organism in Eukaryota, Viridiplantae, Streptophyta, Magnoliopsida, Malpighiales, Linaceae. The record is from the annotation of a GenBank genome assembly.
UAUUAUUUUUGUAACAUGUUAUCUUGAGCUCAAACAACAAAAGUUAAUGUGGAACACUGGCCCUAGAAUGGGUGUGUGAGUAGCAGAACAGAACAUUGGGCCUAAUUAUUGUCCUUUUAAAUUAAAGGAUAUCGUAAGCCCAAUUUUGCGAACCUAAAAAAGCCCAACUAGUAAUCAAUUACCCAAUUACGUGUGAUACAAGCUGGUUGACUUGGUCAAAGUCGGUUUGUUGAAGACGCGUCUAAUUUGACACGUAUACACGUAUUACUUACGCUACACGGGUAAGUCGGCAAAUGUAACCGACUCUCCAAACGUUAUAAGUUUCCAUUGCUGUACUUACCAGACUCUCAUUGUCGAACCUUCCUGAGCUUCUCCUGUUAGAUUUUGCCGCAAAUGGACCGCCGGCGGGUUGCUUCUUUGGAAUCGUUAUUAGCGGCGAGUAGAGAGUGGCGAUGCCCCUCUGGCCCUGAGACCGUGUCUCCUCUCGAUCGGAGUUGGUGUUUUCCAGCGGAUGUCCGACGGUAGGGUUUCGUGGUGUUUAUCGGUGAGGGAAUCGUUAUACUCUUCUUCUAAUUGCUCCUCGUCUUUGCUCUUCUACGCAUAUGCUUAUCUAGAUUUUUGCGAAGCCCAAUUCUAUCGCUUGAUGCAAAGUUUGGUUUGAUAUCGUUUGAAACCAGUUACGUGGUAAAAGGAUGUGCUAAAUCUGCAAUUUAGUUGCUUCGUGAGCCCUAAUUCCGACGGUUUUAAGAUGCACGAGUUGUGGCUCCAUAUUUUUUCUUAUGAUACAGAAAUUGUGGGUGAUCCAUUCAGGGAAUUUGCAAAAGUUGAUGGGAACGCGGGUAAUUGGUGGUGCGAUUUUCAUAUACGGUCUGUUGGAUGGUUUCUUUGACACUAACGAAGUCGGUGGUUAGGGGUUUUCUAUUGAUCGGGCCAGUUAGGGUUUGAGUGCAGCCAUGAUCGUGUGCUCGUUAAAGAUAUAACCUUGCGGGUCUUUUGGGUAUACAUUUACGUCGAGAAGGUCAAGUGUUUUCAUGACUAUCAUAUAUAUUACAUGAAUGGGGUGGUCCAUUUUGUAUUUUGUUGCUUGGUGGUGAAAUCCUUUCAGUGGUAUAACUCCUUAUGUCCCUUCUCUGUUGCCUAGACUUUUUGUAUUCGGAUGGAAAAUCUCAGAGUUGCGCCUUAAUUUGCUUAUGAACGCACUAGUUGUGAUAACUAUCCUUUGAUGUACUAGCCUAAUACCUGAUAUUGUUGUUGGUUGAUGAUGCCAUGAUUAUGUCUAUUUGGUUGUUUUUGUUGCCACCUGGCUGUCCUAUAUUUCUGUACAAAUUAAAUUGUUUCAUUCAAGUUCUGCCAAUUGUAGUCGAUUAAGUGAAUCUGAACUCUGCAAUGUUCAUUAAAUCAGUGGUCUCCUCAUGUUCUGUUGUAGUCUGGUGACCCACAAAUAUCUGUUGCCUUCUUGGUCUAAGUUGAAGCGAUGGUUUAGCGAUUAUAGUUACCUUUCUGCUCUAUCCUUUUCUGAAUGGAGUCCUAGAUGGGAGCUUUGGAAUAGUUAAUAGAAACCAAGUACAUACAUGGACUGGAGGCCAUGUUUGAGGAAAGAAAGCUGUUCUGAAAGUUGUGUCCCUUUUUCCCUAUAAAUGAAGCUGUGCCUAACUAUUCCAGCUGCCCAUCUGCUCUAUCCUAUUCAGUGAUUGCCUUAACUAGAGUCCUAGAUGGGAACUUUGGAAUGAUUAAAUAUUGACUGAGAAAAUACAUGGAUUGGUGGCCAUGUUUGAGUAACAAUGUUGGAUGUCCGAAAUGCCAUCAAUUAUUUAAUCAUUCCAGUUGCCCUUCUGCUCUAUCCUGUGAAGACCAAGUCUUACAUAGAUUCAUACAAGGUGUCUUUGGAUUUAGUGAUUCCAACUGAAUAUACAUACAUGGAUUGGAGGCCAUGUUUGAGAAAGAAAUUUGGUCCGAAAGUUGUGUCCCAUUGUUUCUUUAAUUGAAGUUGUCCCUAACCAUUCCAGCUGCCUAUAUGCUAUAUGUGGUUGGCUUAACUAGAGUCCUAGAUGGGAACUUUAGAGUGAUUAAAUAUUGACUGAGAAACUACAUGGAUUGGUGGCCAUGUUUGAGUAACAAUGCUGUAUGUCCGAAAUGGCAGCAGUUAUUUAAUCAUUCUAGUUGCCCUUCUGCUCUGUCCUGUGAAGACCACGUCUUUAUAAAAGUCAUAGAAGGUAUCUUUGGAGUUGGUGAUUCGAACUGAAUAUACAUGGGUUGGUUGCUCUUAAGUAUUGUGUCCCUUUGCUCUAUCUUGUGAAGAAAAAGGUCACAAAUUUGGUCUUAGAAAGGGUACUUUGGAGUGAUUGAUACUAACUGAGAUAUACAUGGACUGGUGGUCAUGUUGUUGCUCCAAAUCUUUUGUCCCUUUGCGUGUUAUUAUGAGAUAAUCACGAUUGUUUGUUGACUGAAAAGAACUAGUAGGAAUCCUAGAGGAGGGGCCUUAUCAAUGAUUACUGUGGAAAUACUGUCCGUUAUGUCAGGUUGCGUGUUAUUGUCCUGCAUAUCUUCUGCUGGAUUAUUCAGUUGUUAAUCUUCCCAAGUCUGACACGGAAUUACAGCUGGAAUGUGCCCGAGUCAUGGAAGAGUUGGCGCUACUGCAUUUGUCCGAGUUGGCCUUGAUAAGGAGACUACCUACCCUGCCAAAUCUGGCGAACUAGUGCUUUUGCCCUUUUCUUUUGCUUUUUAAAUGCAUUAUUGAAGUGAAGAAGUCUUUAGAAUCUUCAAGCAUUAUGCUGCAGACACUCCAUGGAGAGUAAUUUGAUGUUGCUACUAAUAGAAAUGUCCACAUCCAAGAGUAGUUGAUGAGUGAAUCAAAGUCUUAAAAUUACAGUUAUGAGGUUUCCCAAGAUUCCAUCAACUAUGGAGUUCUCAAAGGAUGAUUUUGGUACGAUCCACUUUUUGGUUGAUGUUGCGCAUAUCCCUCUUUUGAGAGUUGAUAGCUGGAACCUCAUGGGUAUACGUAUGAGAUUUCCCUAGGGUAAAACAAGUUGUUAAUGGUUUGUUUUCAAACACAUUAUUUGCAGCUACUGCAUAGAACUAAAGGUUGCAUGUAUCUGCAUGACUUACUUUUUGAACUUGCAAUUUAACUUGUGAUUGUAAAUGCAAGUUAUUACUGGAAGGUCUUGGCAGGGUGACUUUACUAAUCUCUGCUUAAAGAUUAUGGCUGUGACAAGCGAGCAAAGUUUACAUUUGGUCUCAAAAGUAAAAGCUUGCUUAAUCUGGUUGUUCUUUUUGCCUUUUUGACACACAUUAGUUGGAACUUUGUUGGUUUAAAUUAAUAAUGGUUCUUUUCUUGGGGAUUCAGUGUUGCAGUAAACUAUUAAUAGGAAGGCUCAGAAGAGAAGCUUAGCUUACUCAUUUCCUCACUUGAAGCUUUGUAUUGUGACCGGGUCCCAGACAAAAAUUAAGCCAGUCUUGGCUCUCCUUCAGAAUCAGGGGACAUUAUGAGAAUGCUUAAGUGGAAGUAAAAGGUACUGGACUAGGAUGUUCCUUUGUAUUACCACCAUGAGGCUUUAGUUGGGAUUCAUUGUUCUCCUGUGGUUGCAAAUUGUGCAUGUUGAUUGGGUGACAGAAAUCAUCUUGUUCAGUACUGGAUUUUGAACAGUAAAUCUCUAAGAAGGGUCCUGGCAAGGAAGAGGGUUCACUGGUUAACUAUUUUCCGAUUUCAAACAUAAGAGAAUGUAAGCUUGCUGUAAUUUGGUUCCUGUCAUGAACAUUUGUAUCUUAUACUCUCAGAAAUCAGUUUUUGGGUGAAAAUCUAUCUUCUCAUGACUUGAUAGAAAGAUAUUAGUCCUUUACUUCAUCUGUCGAUCCAAUAUCAUUUCGUUGAUAUCUGGAGACUAGAAAGGUACUUGGGAAGGGUUGUGGAUAGAAUUCCCUACUUAAUAAUGCAAGCUAGAAGUUAUAUGCUAGGGAGAUACUGUUCUUUUGGUUGUACUUGUGUGUUCCAAACAGAAUGCAGGUUCGCAAAGUUCCUAUCCUAGACGGGUCGGUUUGUUUCUCCUGUAACCAUUAUGCUGGAUUUGUACUUGCAUAUUGUUUUGACAUCAUUGCAGCGACGCGUCUUGCUUUCAGGUCAUUUCUGGUCAAGCAUUCAAACCUUCAAAAGAUAUUUGCUUGCUGCUGGAUUCUCACCUGGCGACCCUUAAAGAGGGGUCCUAGAAGCAAUCCUACUUAAAUGGUUCGGUUUGGCUUGGUUGAAACAUGCAAGUUCAUUACAAUUUACAAGUCUUGAGGUGGAGCUAGAAAUUCUAUUUGUCCAAGUGAUAUGAUGCUGAGCAUCCUGUUUUUGCAAGUUGGAAGGAAGAUUCAUACAUAACAACACUGUUUUCUGUCCUUGAAGAUAUAUCUGCAGCACCAUCUGGUUCUUGAACUCACGAUUCAAUGAGAGCAUGUUUUGGAAGGUGUGGACAACCCUACCUCUGACAAGUUUUGUUUCUUUGUGAGAUUCUUGCGUUCUUCAGGAUGUCGAUACUUCUAUGCUACUCUUGUUGUUCAUUUAUUAUUUCCUUAGAACUAUUGAAAGUACUGAUGGAAUCCUAGCUUUGACAUAGUGCUGGAAGUGUAAACCUUGGGGUUGAGAGAUUAGUGAUGAGCUUAUACAUCUUCAUGAAUUCUAUCAGCUAAACUAGAAGUUGUACUGCCUUCAUUUUGUAAUGAAGUUGAUUCAUUCCUCAGUUAUAUUAUGCGAUUAAGGAAUGUCCUCUUGAUGUUUAUAAUGUGAUUGUGGACCAUUGCGACUGUGAACAUGAAAGCUGAUGUUGGAUCUUUGACUGACCAAAGCCAUUACCUUUCAUCCGGUCUUCUGUUGGCAGAACUCAAGGAAUACAGAUUCUUAUUACAU